UCUAUUCUCCUUUCUUAAGCAGUCAUAAGUACGUUCUUUCUGGAGCCCAGAGGAGACAAAUCCAGUCCAUUUGGAAAGCACUACUUACUUCUUCCUGUUCGAUCUGUUUUCCUGAUCCAUCACCUGUGUUAUUGACAAUGGCAGAAAUGAACAAGACUGACAUCCAGCAGCCCAAAGAUCGUCAGAAGCCCAUAAAGACGGAAUGGAAUUCCCAGUGUGUCAUUUUCACUUAUUUCCAAGGAGACAUCAACAGUGUCGUGGAUGAGCACUUCUCAAGAGCUCUGAGCAAUAUCAAGAGGCCCCAAGGAUUGAACUCCUCAAGCCAGAGUGAAGAUGUGAUCCUGAGGAAUGGUGAGCAUCUCAGGAGGGAGGAGGCAGCAAUUUCCUGUCCAAGCUUUCACUAUAGUGACAUGCCUCCAAAUCAGUGGCGUUUCUCUUCUCCUUGGACGAAGUCACAGCUGGAAAUGUCGCGUGCAAAUAGUGCCAACAACAGCAGCUUGAAUAUGUCUGGUCCCUUGCCUGUGAAUCAGUAUCCACUGUCUCUGCCUGAGACCCACUCUGUUCAGCCUCGGGAUCUGUGGCAUUUCCCCUCCCUAGCCAGCCCCAGGUCCCUGGAGCCUGGCUACUCUCAUGUCUUUCCGGAUGGGCACCUGGUUCCAGAGCCCCGGCCUGAUGGGAAAUGUGAGCCUCUCCUAGGUCUCCUCCAGCAAGACAGAUGUCUAAACUGUCCUCAGAAAUUUGCCACGAGGGAGGAUCGCAACCCUGUCCAGAUAGCCGGAAGCACAGGAUUGCUUUUCAACCUACCGCCCAGAUCAGUCCACUGUAAGAAAAUAUAUGUCUCCCCGAGUCAUGGACCUGCCAGUCCCAACCUUGCAAAUGAAAGAAGCCAAUCUCCAGAGAGAAGAAAAGAUCUGUACUAUUAUUAACUGCGGUCUGAAGAAGAGAAAUAUUCUUUCUAAACCUGCUUAUGAUUUUCUACUGUGAAUCCACAGGGUCUAGAGACCCCACUGUCCUUUUCUUUUUCUGCCCCUAAAGAACAUUUCUGCCCUCCCUAAGAUUGUGCAUUUCUCUUCCUUGGUAACUAUGUCCUAUACGAGAGUUUUCCAAACUUGCUAAGUGAUUUCCCAGCAUGUUAAAGAGCUGUUCCAGGGUGGAGGGCAUAGAGGCCCACCUGCUUGUUCAUACCCACUGCACUUAGAGAUCACAGCAUCUUGAUUCUCCCCAGCAGUAACCUUUGAACCAAGGCUGACCACAUGAUAUUUAUUCUAUGGGUGGUUUAGUCAGCUUUCUCGAUGCUGUGACUAAAGGAUCUGACCAGACCAACCAUAGAGAAGGAAAACUUUCUUUGAGGGCUCACAGUUUCAGAGGUCAUAGUCUAUAGAAGGCUGGCUCCAUUUCUUGGGGCCCAAGAUGAGGCUGAACAUCAUGGAGGAGUGUGUGGCAGUGGGAAGCAGCUUAUAUCAUGGAGAUUAAGAAGCAGAGAGACUCCACUCGCCCGAUAUAAAUAUAUACACCAAAGCCACAACCUAAUUCCCACCUCCUCCAGCCACACCCUACCACUUUAGUUAAUCCCACCAGGGAUUAACUCAUUGGUAAGGUUAAGGCUAUAACUCAAUCAUUUCUCCUCCAAACCUUCUUGCGCUGUCUCACAUGUGAGCUUUCAGGGGACACCAAAUCAAAACCAUAACAAUAGGUUUGUCCCAUGAUCCCAACUGAAUUAAUGUGUCAAGAACAGCCUAUAGCUUUCCAGUCUUCACUAGACUGUGGCCAACCUCACCCCUUCCUCUACCAAAAGCAGAAUGAAAAUGAGGUGGGCAAGACCUACCAAGAAUGGGCUGAGGCUGUGGGCUCUCUACUGGUCCAAAGUCUGGAAAGAAGCUGAGAAUUCUCCAUCUGGACUUGAUGAAUGAAAUAGUUUCACUUAGAAAAUUUGUUUCCUCAAUUCCCCCCCCCCAAAAAAAAUGAUUCCAAAUGGAAUUGUUGGGAAGUCCAAGAACCUAACUUAUUGGAAAUUGAGAAAAUUUCCCUGUCCCACAUUGAGCCUGUUAGUGGAACAGAAUUUGCUGUUGCUGUAGCAAGAAUGUUUUUUGGAUACAGUGUGUAAAUUUCUGUCUUCCUUGGCCCUGAUGUUGAGGACUCUGGCAUCUGACACCACAUGGAUACUCGCAACAUCUUUAGUCAAGUUGGAGGAGCAAGACAAGACUUGGUCCAAGACAUAGCAGCAGAACCUUCGUGUAGAUUAUUCCAGAUAAAAUGAUAAUUGCCAAUCUGGUAGACAGCCUUGUGUCUAGUAUGAGCUGGAUGUUUGCCCUGUGACAGUCCUAGAAUCCCCUGCCAUAAAUGUUCUCCAUUUGUGCCCCACUUGCUCUUGGGUAAUAGCUAAAAGGGUGAAUAAUAAUAAAGCUAUACUUUUACAGAUUA
Messenger RNA from Ictidomys tridecemlineatus (thirteen-lined ground squirrel), 2421 nucleotides. RefSeq names its product vestigial like family member 1 (gene Vgll1). Gene Ontology annotation, biological process: regulation of DNA-templated transcription. Gene Ontology annotation, cellular component: nucleus. Lineage: Eukaryota; Metazoa; Chordata; Mammalia; Rodentia; Sciuridae. The record is from RefSeq and is a predicted model, not a curated record.